AUGAAGAUAUUCGCGCUGCCCAUUGUGGCGCUUGCCAGCAUCCUGUCGAUAACUGCCGACAGUGGAACGUGCAGUGGACCACAAGCUCGGUUCAAACCGCCGCCUGGUGCAAUCGUUGUCGAUGCGAAGGGUGAUCCCAAGCACGACCAAGGCAGCUACCGGACGAUGAAGGAGGGCUUUGCAAAACUUGAUGUCCGUACGGAUAAAGAGCAGACGAUCUUCAUCUUUCCGGGAGUCUACAAGGAGCAGGUGGUCGUUCCGCCUCUCAAAGGUGCUCUCGUGAUCCAAGGCGCCACGUGCGAUGCGACGUCGUACGUCAAGAACGAGGCGACGAUUACGCACGCGAUGGCGCGGAAGGACCUACCUCCAAAUGUGACUGGUGAUCACAAUGCAAUGACCAGCACAAUGCGAUUCAGGUCCAACAACGUGAAGGUUUACAAUCUCAACAUCGCCAAUACGGCAGGCAAUGUGGGACAGGCCGUCGCUGCUACCGUCGACGCCACAAACUGCAGCUUCUACGGCUGCAGCUUCACCGGACAUCAAGACACUUUGUUGACCAAGAAAGGUCUUCAGCUGUAUGCGAAGUCAUACAUCAAUGGCGCUGUCGACUAUAUAUUCGGCACCAGGGCGACGGCUUGGUUCGAAGGCUGCGAUAUUGAAAGCAUUGGCAAGGGGUUCAUCACCGCCAACGGUCGGUCUAGCGAAGACAGUGAUUCCUUUUACGUCUUCAACCACGCGCGCGUGUACAGCUCCGAUGCCAAGGCCUUCAACACAACCUUCCUUGGUCGUCCGUGGCGGCAUUUUGCUCGCGUCGUGUGGCAAAACGGCGAGCUUGGCCGCGUUGUCAAUCCUGCUGGUUGGUCAAAGUGGGGAGACGACGACACGUCGAAGUUGUACUUCGGAGAGUUCAACAAUUUUGGCCCAGGCGCAGCUACGGGUCAUCGAGCAAACUUCAGCCAACAGUUGAACAAAGCGGUGGACAUCAAGGAACUCUUUGGUGACAGCUACAAGAGCGAGUGGUGGGUCGACCCAUCGUACCUAUAG
Messenger RNA from Hyaloperonospora brassicae, 1044 nucleotides. NCBI's taxonomy places the organism in Eukaryota, Oomycota, Peronosporomycetes, Peronosporales, Peronosporaceae. The record is from the annotation of a GenBank genome assembly.